CGGUUUCGUGAUUUUGACAGAUUUUGUCCAAGUAUAGUUGCCGUACAAUUUCCGAUGCACUCCACUUCCGUAUACGUUUUCUGUUAUCGCAUGAGCUUCACAUUAUAAUUCUCUCCGAAUGAGCACGGAAUGUACGUAAUCCUCAGCAUAGAACACGCCACCAGUAUUUUACCAGAGAAAACUAUUUAUUAACUAAAUCCCCGUGUCGGGAUAAACUCGUCUCAAUGUACUUUGAAGCUUCUCACCCGCGCUUAGCUUGCUAGCUGCAAACAAAAAGAGACGCGUUUGUUCGCGACGCAUCGCGAAGCAGAGCUAAAGAGUGUGAAGUUCUGUGAUCAUCCUGUGAAAUGUGCGCAAAAGACGUGAAAGAGUAUUACGAGGAGGAACUUUGUCGAACCAAAGAGGAGAACGAGCGACAACGUCAACUUCUGGACCCUCUUUUCAAGACGCCUCGAGACUUUUUACCCGGUGCAGACAUCAGUCGAGAUUUUCAUGUUGAGGAGCAUGAGCAAGAGACCUCCCACUUAAAAGAGGAAGAGGAGGAGCCAGAGGCCCCUGACCCAUUGUCAGAGCAGGAGAAGGAACAGCCCCUGUAUAUUAAAGAAGAAGAGGAAGAGGCCGAGAUCACCAUGUUGCCCUUUAACUGUGUCAUUGUGAAGAUUGAAGGUGAUGAUGAAAAAAAAGAAAGUGAUGCUGACCACUGUGGAAAAUCGCAAGUAGACAGCUUCUUAGCUCCUUUAUCAGAUAGUGACAACACAACGACCCACUCUCCUGACACUGAUCAUGAACGCUAUAACGUUGAUGUGACAUGUCACACUGAAGACAAACGCUGGCAAUGUUCUCAGUGUGGGAAAACCUUUGAUGCCAAGUAUACUUUAAAAGUACACAUGAGAACACACACUGGUGAGAAACCUUUUUCUUGCUCUGUCUGCAACUUAAGUUUCAGUGUUCGUUCGUCAUUGGUUAAUCACACGAGAACACACACUGGGGAGAAAAGGUACACCUGCUCAGUCUGCGGUAAGAGAUUUGCUCAGAAGGGACAAUUGACGACACACACAAGAAUACACACAGGCGAGAAACCUUAUGUCUGCUCUGUCUGCAACUUAAAUUUCAGUCUUCGUUCAUCAUUAGUUAAGCACAUGCGAAUACACACAGGAGAGAAACCUUACGCCUGCUCAGUCUGCAAUCUAAGUUUCAGUAUUCGUUCAGGUUUGGUUCGCCACUCAAGAACACACACAGGUGAGAAACCUUUUGCCUGUUCAUUGUGUGGGAAAAGAUUCACUAUAAAAGGAAGCUUAAUAACACACACAAGAACACACACCGGAGAGAAACCAUUUGCCUGCCCAAUCUGCCACUUAAGUUUCAUUGACCAUUCAGGAUUGCUUCAGCACAAGAGAACUCACACUGGAGAGAAACCUUUUGCCUGCUCAAUUUGUGGCAAAACAUUCUCUUUAAAGGGAAAUUUAACAACACACACAAGAACACACACUGGAGAAAAGCCGUUUGCCUGCUCAGUCUGUGUGUUAAGUUUCACUGAUCGCUCAGGCCUGUUAAAACACAUGAGAACACACACUGGGGAGAAAGAGUUUUCUUGCUCAUUGUGUGGUCAACGAUUCUCUCAAAGAGGCACCAUGACAAGGCACUAUAAAAGACACACUGGUGAGAAACCAUUCAGUUGUAGUGUGUGUGACAAAAGAUUCUAUGAUAAGUAUGAGAUUAAGAAACACAAGUGUGCUAUGGCGAAUAAAGCAGAAGUCAGUGAUGCAGCAGGACUUUAAAUGAACUUUAAACUAGUUCAGUAAGUUUGAGGUGCUGGAAUAAGAUGAAAUAAAUAUAAAACAUACAAUUUAAAAAAAACAAGGUGCCACAUGGUCAUCAGGUUAUUGCAAUGCCUCCGAUUAACUAAAUGUUAAUUGUGACCUGAUAAUGAAUACUACAUUUGUUUCUUGAGGUCCAUCAACUGUGUUGCUCAUAUUGCAGUACACUAUGCAAAUAUUCAUGUUGUCAUGUUUACAAUUAUAUUUAAAUUGAACUUGCUUUAUAUUGCGUUCUUAAAUAACAGAUAUUUUAUUUUUAAUGACCACUGCAUACUUGCCUUUUUAACUGUUGCCUCUGACUUAGUGUACAUAAUAACUGUGUUUGUUUUGCUUUAGUGCAGUAUCUUUAUAAAACUGGACACCAGAAUUUCCUCCUGCUUCAAUAAAGUACGGUGUUAUUUCUACCAUGCAUUUGGGAAAUUUCAAAUGUAUUUCUUUUCCACUAUGAAGAUAAAGCUUUCGUCUUGCCACACUGCCCCGUAGUGACACGCAGCUCCUUCAAUGUUGCUGUCAGCCUUCUGACAGUCUACCUAGACAGUUAUGUUCUUCUUAUAUCUUCUCAUCUUUUCAUUCAUUUAGGAGGGACAUCCAGUUGUCGGUCAUGUCACACUUGUACCAUAUUUUCUGCGCUUGAGGAUGAAUGUCUUUACUGUGAGCUAUCGUGACGAUUCUAAGCACAAACUAGCUAGCUCUGACUACACAGUUCAGUAAUUCUGAGUUGCAAAGAAAGAAUACGG
Messenger RNA from Syngnathoides biaculeatus (alligator pipefish), 2554 nucleotides. RefSeq names its product gastrula zinc finger protein XlCGF17.1-like. The record is from RefSeq and is a predicted model, not a curated record. The coding region runs from base 348 to 1778 and encodes 476 amino acids. The transcript has 2 exons. Gene Ontology annotation, cellular component: nucleus. Gene Ontology annotation, biological process: regulation of transcription by RNA polymerase II. Lineage: Eukaryota; Metazoa; Chordata; Actinopteri; Syngnathiformes; Syngnathidae. Gene Ontology annotation, molecular function: RNA polymerase II cis-regulatory region sequence-specific DNA binding; DNA-binding transcription factor activity.